Messenger RNA from Gossypium raimondii (Peruvian cotton), 1559 nucleotides. RefSeq lists its product as uncharacterized. The transcript has 2 exons. The coding region runs from base 124 to 882 and encodes 252 amino acids. The record is from RefSeq and is a predicted model, not a curated record. Lineage: Eukaryota; Viridiplantae; Streptophyta; Magnoliopsida; Malvales; Malvaceae.
CAUAAACCCCACCUCUGUUUAUCUUCUCAUUUUCACAUUUUAACAGGAAAAAGAAAAUUUCACUUUCACUUUCAAGUUCAGUUUAGUUUAGUUUAGUUUAGUUCUUUUGAGUGUUGCAAUUCUAUGGAUACUCAGAGAGGUCCUCUUUUAAGCUUGGCAUACUUCUGUCAAGGAAAGACAAUGGAAGAGUUAAGGCAGCAUCUUUUGUAUACUACUGUGGAGCUGGAGCAGACAAGAAUGGCAGUUGAGGAGGAGCUGAGAAGGAGAGAUGACCAAUUGAUUCAACUCAAAUCCUUGCUGAGCAAGGCAAUGAAGGAGAGGGAUGAAGCACUGGAGAAAUGCCAGAAGCUUUUCCUAGAGAAGCUUCUUCUUCACCAACAGCAACAGCAAGUUGCUGCUGCUGCUGCUCCCCUCUCCGGAGUUUCCAGCAUUGAAGAUGAACCAAGGAGAGGAAUCGAUUCCAACAAUGGCUUCUCAUCUUCUGAUUGUGAGGAAAGCAUCGUUUCAUCCCCUAUCCUUGACCCAAUGCCACCACCACCACCACCAGCAACCAUGGAGGGAGUGCCUGAAAAGCCAUUACCUGAGAAAGGGAAGCUUCUGCAAGCAGUAAUGAAAGCUGGUCCACUCUUGCAAACCCUUCUCUUAGCAGGACCGCUGCCUCAAUGGAGACACCCACCACCACCGUUGGAGUCAUUUGAGAUCCCACCUGUAACCAUCCCUUCAGCAGCACCACCACCACCGCAACUCCUCCACCAGGACUCCUUGAUCAACAUUAACACCUUAAACAACUGUGGGAAAGUUAACAGGAAAAGGGGUCUGAAUGAAUAUGAUGGCUGUGGUUCUCCUACAGAGACCAAGUACCAAAGAUUACUUCUCCCCUGACCGCUGCUACUGUAACAAAAGAAGCGUAGCCUAAAAACUAGUAUUGAUUUUUAUAAAACUUACCGGUUUUCAGUAUUAAACUUAUAGAGUAGUUUAGGGUGAAAAUUUAGGAUGGGAAUCAGCCUAUCAGGAUAUGGAGACUGAUCUAGCAUUAUUGUACAGGGGUUUGCUAGUGAAAGAAAGAGAGAGGUUUAAUUUUGUUGGCAUUUUGCCAAUGUUUUUCGGUGAAGAUUUUUUGUCCUUAUUUCACCCUUUUCUUUUUCCCGCUAUCUUUCUUUGCUCCAUGAUGUGAAAGGGGGGGUUUGAUUUCUACAAAAUUGUUGUGGCUGCCAUGCAAAAUUAGUAUCAUCACUUAGCUUUGUUUUUUUUGUAUCCAAGAGUGUUUGGAAAAUGAGAAAAUUACAUUUAAAAAAAAAAGAGUAGAAAAAGAAGGGUAGGAAAUUAGGAAUGGGGGAGGGGGGUUGUUGAAAGGGUCAAGGCCAACAACAACCAACAAGAUGGGUGUGUCGGAUUAAUGGAUCCCACAAAUCACAGCCAGGAUUUGUUACUGAGAGAGAGACUGUGAUGUAUGAUUAUAUUUUGGUUAAGGGAAUUGGAGGGAACUAUGAUAAUUAUUAUUAAUUUAUAUAUGUAAGUCGUUUUUGUGUUUCUGGAAAUCAAGCUUUUCCCUCUUCUCA